This is a messenger RNA of Populus trichocarpa (black cottonwood), 1317 nucleotides long. Its product is annotated as hypersensitive-induced response protein 2. The record is from RefSeq and is a predicted model, not a curated record. NCBI's taxonomy places the organism in Eukaryota, Viridiplantae, Streptophyta, Magnoliopsida, Malpighiales, Salicaceae. Bases 188 to 1045 code for a protein of 285 amino acids. The transcript is spliced from 6 exons.
AAUAAAUCCGAUCUAAAAUGAAAUUUUCAUCACUUUGUAGCAGACAUAGGAUUAUAAUAGACGCUGGCAAAUUGCCAAUUUUGUCGUUGCUCAUUCAUCAAAAGAAAAUAUCACAAACUCUUUAUUUCUCUCUGUUGUCAUCAGCAAGAAGAACAAGAACAGGACAGAAGAAGAAGAAGAAGAGAAGAUGGGUCAAGCAUUUGGUUGCCUUCAAGUGGAUCAGUCUAAUGUUGCUAUUAAGGAACAGUUUGGAAAGUUUGUUGAUGUGCUGGAGCCUGGAUGUCACUGCUUGCCUUGGUGUUUUGGAUACCAAGUGGCUGGUGGACUUUCUCUUCGCGUGCAGCAACUCGAUGUUAGAUGUGAAACAAAAACUAAGGAUAAUGUAUUUGUCACUGUUGUUGCAUCUAUUCAGUAUCGGGCCAUGGCAGAGAAAGCAUCUGAUGCCUUCUAUAAGCUCUCCAACACCAAGGCACAAAUCCAGGCCUAUGUUUUUGAUGUAAUCAGGGCAAGUGUGCCAAAAUUGCUUUUGGAUGAUACUUUUGAGCAGAAAAACGAUAUUGCGAAGGCUGUUGAAAACGAGCUUGAAAAGGCCAUGUCUGCCUAUGGGUAUGAAAUUGUUCAGACACUUAUUGUGGAUAUUGAGCCGGAUAUUAAUGUUAAGAGAGCAAUGAAUGAGAUAAAUGCUGCUGCUAGACUGAGGGUGGCAGCAAAUGAGAAGGCAGAAGCUGAGAAAAUAUUGCAGAUCAAGCGGGCUGAAGGAGAGGCAGAGUCCAAAUACCUAUCAGGGCUUGGCAUAGCUCGUCAACGUCAGGCCAUUGUUGAUGGACUGAGGGAUAGCGUGCUUGCCUUCUCUGAGAAUGUGCCUGGUACGAGUGCCAAGGAUGUGAUGGAUAUGGUGCUGGUGACUCAGUACUUUGAUACCAUGAAGGAGAUUGGGGCAUCCUCAAAGUCAUCUUCUGUUUUCAUCCCUCAUGGACCUGGCGCAGUGAGAGACAUCACUUCACAGAUUCGUGAUGGACUUCUUCAGGGAAAUUCUGCUCAGUAGUGAUGGAAUUCAAGCUUUGAAUGGAUUUACUUGGUUGAUGUUUGGCAUCUUAAGUUUUAUCUCUAGCUUUUUCAGAGUUUGUGAUCUGCAAAUAAGGAAGACUGAUUAUCGUUGUGUUCUUUUCAUGUCUAUGAAGCGGUGCAUACAUUCAGGCAAUGGCUUGUAAGUAGUAUAUUGGAUUUGGAAGAUGUUUAAAUCAGCUGGUACAGAUGUAGUUCCCCUACUCGAUAUGCUAGUCUCUCUGUUAUAAAUUACUGAGUUUAUCUUGAAAA